UCAGGGGAAGUGCGGCGAAGUGCGCCACAACAGGGCACACGCCGGAAAACGUCCUAACGCGCUGCUCGCCAGACAGGCGCCGAACUCGGUCGACUUGGAUCCGCAAUCUAAGAUCAUGGAUCAGCUGCCGGACGACGUGCUUGCCAUGGUGAUGUCGCACCUGGACGUUGCGGACGUCUUCGCCUGCCGCCUCGUGUGCAAGAGGCUAAGCGGUGUGGCGCUGCACCCGGACGUGUGGCGGCAUCGCUAUGCCGUCCAGAGCGACAACGACUGCGUGUGCCCGGUGCUGCGCCUGGCGCCGUGCCUGAGCCGGCUCACUCUCUUCUUCGACUCUAGCGGGAGCCAGUCCCACCCGCCCCUCAACAAGUGCGCAGUGAGGAAGCUGAUGAUUUGGGUGGAUGCUGCAGGAGGCAGGGAAGCUGCUCAGGUCAUUAGACAGCAGAGGGCUCUCGGUCGGCUAAGAGCAGUUGGUCUAGAAUGCUCAGAAGGUAGGCGAAGUAGGCUCGCCAUGGCCGUGCUGUUCCAGACGUUGGCUUCGACGUCCGGCCUGGAGGAGCUCACUGUCAGUGGAAAUGCAGGAGCACGCAGGUCCCGUCUGCGUGGAAUCGUCGCGUCGUCCCUCAAACGUUUCUCGUGCUGCAUCACCCGAGAGACGAAGAACUUCCGCGACUACAUCGUAGCCCGCCACGCCUCCACGUUAGAGGACGUCGAGUUCGAGUUGGAUCCCGACUACCGCUGUCCCACCGCCCCCUCACUGGUGCGCCGGCUGGCCGGCAUGCCCAACCUGCGCCGGCUGAGCUGCCCCGUUAUACCCGGGCUGGAGUUCAUGGCAGCGUCCAGCUCACUGAGAGAGCUGAAACUCGUCAUGAAUCCCAGCAGAGCCACGUGCGGCAACGUUUGUGGAGCCAUGGAUCUCCUGGAACGCGCCGUCCAUCUUCGUUCCAUCCAUCUAUUCGUUGAAGAGGACGAGACCUAUUACUAUGAGGUAAUCGUGUUCUUUGUGAGCCUAGCUUCGUCUGGACGGUCCCAAGUGGAGUCGCUGACCGUCGAACUUGAGGGAGGUCCUGGAUCCCUCUGUGCACCCGCGGUGCAGUUACAGCUGCUGCGGGCGCUGCCCUCUCUGCCCGCGCUGAGGCGACUGAAUGUGAAUGUGCCGACAGAGGAGCUGCUGCUCGGCAUCACCCCCGCCUCCGCUCCGUCCCUGCGGAGCCUCCAGCUGGUUGAGCAUGGGAAUUUUGAACUCACCCAGUGGAUGUGCCCCAACGCCAUGAUGCACAGCAACAAAGUUAGGGAAUUUCUAUCUAGGAACCCCUUGCUUCAUGUGGAGCUACGGUGCGGACUCUGCUACUCGUGCGAGCCUUGUUGCACAAGUGAAUGCUCAUAUAGCAGUUCUGCAGAUAAUUGUGAUAAGGGUAAACCAUAUGUAUGCAUCGGCCUUUUAGCUCACCCUAUCGACGAAUGCCCCUCCCCACAAGACCACGCGACCGAUGUUCAGUGGUUCCACAUCAAUGAUAUGAAUCCACAGAUUGCUUCAGUACUUUUUAAUUUUUAGAGUAAUAUGACACACUGUAUACUUAAUGUUCGUGUUUUGCUAAGUAUGUUUACCUUUGUUAUCCAGUGGUAAAAUCUAUAAUUAUGCUUAAAAAUUGACAUUUGUAACAAUUUCUUAACUGGUUCUUGUCAGUUGGAGUACGGAAUAUUACGUUAAAAAACAAAUUGA
Molecule: messenger RNA, 1720 nt
Organism: Frankliniella occidentalis (western flower thrips)
Lineage: Eukaryota; Metazoa; Arthropoda; Insecta; Thysanoptera; Thripidae
Exons: 2
Coding region: 116-1552 (478 amino acids)
Molecular function (GO): protein binding
Source: RefSeq, a predicted model, not a curated record